GCGGUUUUCUCUUUCACCAUAAUGAAGGCAAAGGCAUUGUUCGAUUGUACCGCUGACGACAUUGGUGAGCUUUCUUUUAAGGAAGGCGAUGUACUAGUAGAUGUCGUCCAUUCUACAGAAGAUGGAUGGUACGAAGGAAGAGUUGAAGGGUCUACCAUUCGCGGUCUUUUUCCGUACAACUAUGUGGAAAUAUUAGACGAGCCAACUGCCAGUUCAGAAACACUAUCUAAUAGCGAAAAUGCAUCAAGAACAGUGAUGGAGGAUACUAUGUCGACCUCCGAGCCAAAGAUAGCACCUUCAACUUCCUGGUCUGUGCUCACAAAAGCAGAAACAAACGAAGCAAAACGAGCCAUUGGAGGUGAAGUAAACAGCGGUUCAGCUUCUACCCCGGGAGGAAAAAAACCACUCAAAGAAAAUGUGCCGGCCACGAUUCCUUUAACGUUUUCCAAGCAGCCAACAGCAGCCGUCAAUCUAUUUGCGAGAAGGCCUGAUCCUAGCAGCCCAAAUACCCCACCGAUCAUUCGACCUAAGCCUGCCAUUUCACCAAAGCCUGUCAUUUCACCAAAGCCUGCAUCCUUGGAGAAGGGCGUACUCAGGAACACAUCAGACCUGUCUAAGAGCCCAAAGGCUGAAGAGCCCAUGAUCAAUACCGCUUAUCGAACUCGCUCCAUGUCCAGUCCGUUGGCUAAUCCUUCUGCUACUUUUGGUAGUCCUAGACCAGUCAUAACGCCCAGAACAUUACCGCUCUCAUCUGAAGAUAGCAACUUGAAGCCUUCACAGUUAAAGAACAAAGAGACGUACGGUGUUGUCUUAAAAAAAGCAUCCCCUUCCAUUCCAACAAAGAUUACCUCACUUCGGUCCACUGAAUCACAAGGAGCUGGAGUAGUUUCCAAAUUCAUGGAUGACAAAACGGCCGACUCGAGCACUAAGGAGGAUGAAAAUUCGGAGGAUGAUGACGGAUAUCAAUUAGUCAAGCCGUCAUCUUUGCGACAAAGAGGUAGAGCACAGACUACGGCGGAUAUUCAGUCCAGAUAUGGAGGAGUUCGUCUGCCUUUUGCGAAUCCAGGUCUUGUUAAUCAAGGCAAAUCCAUGUCUCCGGAGUUGAAAGUCAUCAAGCCAAGUACAGUGAAUUCAUCACCUAGUGUGGUAAGCAGGGCUGCUCCUAAAGCUGCUCCUAAAGCUGCCCGUACUACUGUACCAUCGCCCGAUUCUACCGCCAAUGUUCUUGAUCUCAUGUCAACCUCGAAUAAUCCCGCUCCACGCUUACCUUCUCGACCAACAUCAAACAGGAGAUCUAGACGUCCACCUAGUUCCAAAACGACCACUGAAGGCAAUGACAUUCCUUCAACCUCUAUAGCACCAUCAGUUGCUAAUAAGACAUCAACUAUACCUCCUCCGGUUAAGGCAAAACCACUUGCUAAGCCAACAACAGCAGUUGUGGAAAAAAAAGUAGGAGUAACAACACAUAAUGACGAUGAAAGGAAGCCAUUUUCCGUUUCAAAUUUAGCACGACAGUUUGACACCAAUAAAUCCCCUACUUCACCAAGCGUAACUUCGCCUGCCACCAAACCAAAGAGCGGUUCUUUAUCACUCCCACAAGUGCCUGGAAAACCGCUGGGACUCUCUAACGCCAACAAUCCUACGCUAGCAGUACAAUCCAGACCAAUACCCAAGCCAAAUAUGGAUUCUACUUUCAACAAUUCUUCUUCUUUUGGAUCAAAUGCUCCACCUGUUUUGCGUCCCAAGCCUUCACAGUACCAAGCUGGUUCGUCCCUUCCGUCUACCACAAAUAUUGAUAGUAGUCGGUCGCCCAAGGAUACCGUCACAGCAAAUAGGCCAUCGUAUGUGAGGAAUGCAAGCUCUAACACAGCCAGCAGAAGGAAAGCCGCUGCACUACCACCGCCAGCCACAGCUGCUAUACCCAGCGACGCUAAGCUACGCUACGAAGCAUUGUUCGAUAGAGUUCAUGAUCGCAACAGAGUUGAUGGACAAACUGUCAAAGUGAUUUGGCAGAAGAGCAAGCUUAACGAUAAAGUGUUAGCAGAUGUCUGGAAACACUGCGACAAAGAAGCUACUGGACUGCUAGACAAACCCGCUUUCGUGCAAGGCAUGGGUGAGAUUGAUGAAAGAUUGCGACGUGAAAUGACCAAGCAGCAGCAAGGAUCCAAAUGAACAAUAACUUUUAUUAUGUUUAGUCUAAAUUGCAAUAGGUGUAUUUACAUGAUGGUGCUUUUUUUGGUUUACAAACUGGAUGAGA
Umbelopsis ramanniana AG is the source of this 2257-nucleotide messenger RNA. RefSeq lists its product as uncharacterized. The record is from RefSeq and is a predicted model, not a curated record. NCBI's taxonomy places the organism in Eukaryota, Fungi, Mucoromycota, Umbelopsidomycetes, Umbelopsidales, Umbelopsidaceae. Gene Ontology annotation, molecular function: protein binding. The transcript has a single exon. Bases 22 to 2172 code for a protein of 716 amino acids.